Messenger RNA from Rubroshorea leprosula, 1900 nucleotides. The record is from the annotation of a GenBank genome assembly. NCBI's taxonomy places the organism in Eukaryota, Viridiplantae, Streptophyta, Magnoliopsida, Malvales, Dipterocarpaceae.
UUCUAAAAGCCCCUUGCCAUUUCCAUUUCCAUUUCCGAGUUUCAACGCUUCAUCACUCUCAGUCCAUCACCGACAAUACAAUUUUCUGCAAUUCAGUGACCAAGGGGAAACUUACUCGAUCCUCUCCGGCGUCGCCAUUUGAAGAUGGAUCCAGUAGUUUCGAUUGCGGUGCUCUCGCUUCUUCUCGGAGCCGUGAUAGCUCUCCUUUUCUUCAAAACCUACUUUCUCAAGCGGAGAUCUGAAGUCCAGUCUAUUGCCAAAUCGGAGCUCCAACCGUCCGAUCCGAAGAAGCCUUCCAAGACGCCUCAGCCGGUGUCCAGAAAAUCUCACUCCAAAGCUCACUCUCACGGCUCUGACAAGGAACAAAACAAGCGUCAUCAUCCUUUAGAUUUGAAUACUCUCAAAGGCCAUGGGGAUUCAGUUACGGGGUUAUGUUUCUCCGCUGAUGGACAAAGUUUGGCAACAGCCUGUGCUGAUGGAGUGGUCAGGGUUUUUAAAUUGGAUGAUGCUUCAAGUAAAAGUUUCAAGUUUUUGAGAAUUAAUUUGCCUGCUGGAGGUCAUCCAACAGCUGUUGCUUUUUCUGCUGAUGCAUCUUCUGUAGUUGUGGCUUCUCAGACUCUGUUGGGUUGUUCCUUGUACAUGUACGGAGAAGAGAAAGUAAAAGCUUCUAAUGAAAAUAAACAGCAAUCAAAGCUUCCACUCCCAGAAAUUAAAUGGGAACACCACAAAGCCCACGAAAAAAGAGCAAUUUUGACCCUAGCUGGAGCAACUGCAAGUUAUGGCAGUGGAGAUGGGAGUUCAAUUAUUGCCUCAUGUUCAGAAGGGACUGAUAUCAUAGUUUGGCAUGGUAAAACUGGGAAAAUUUUGGGGACUGUUGACACAAAUCAGUUGAAAAAUACCAUGGCUACUAUAUCACCGAAUGGACGUUUUCUUGCAGCUGCAGCUUUUACCGCAGAUGUGAAGGUAUGGGAGAUUAUGUAUUCAAAGGAUGGUUCCGUCAAGGAGGUCAUGAAUGUCAUGCAGCUGAAAGGGCACAAGAGUGCAGUAACUUGGUUAUGCUUUUCCACAAAUUCAGAGCAUAUCAUUACAGCAUCGAAGGAUGGUUCAAUAAGAAUUUGGAACAUCAAUGUUCGAUAUCAUCUUGAUGAGGAUCCAAAAACUUUGAAGGUGUUCCCAAUACCACUCCGUGAUUCAAGUGGCACUGCUUUGCACUAUGAUCGCCUUGCUUUAUCACCUGAUGGAAAGAUACUGGCAGCAACCUGUGGUUCAACAUUGCAGUGGCUAUGCAUGGAAACAGGGAAGGUUUUGGAUACAGCUGAAAAGGCCCAUGAUGGUGAUAUCACUUGGAUCGCAUGGGCACCCAAGGCUUUACCAACAGGAAAUGAGCAAGUGGUGGUUCUAGCCACUGCUGGUGUUGACAAGAAAGUGAAGUUUUGGGCAUCUCCUUCAGUGGCGUCUUCAUGAAGAAAUUUUUGGGUUAAUGUUGUGUUGACUAGGCUCCUUGCAGGUGUAGUCUUAACAGGUUACCGAGUGGAUGUAGGCAGCCCUUCCUGCUGAAGCGUGGUAGAAUCUGGAACUUAUUGCAGCCAAGUUUCAAGCGUACAAAGAGGAAAGUUUGUGUUACAUGGUCAGAUAUUAGUGAAAUUUUAAGGACUAGAAAAAUUCUAUGGAAAUUUUGCACUUUCUCUAUGGUUCUCUUUCUUUAUAAAAAUAUCAUCUUUACAUGAUUUGGGAAAGGCCGUGUUGGUUUGUGCUGAUCUUAGAGACAGAUAGAAAUUAACUGCGGAAAACGAAGUUGCGGGUAAAGCUUGUGGAAGGUGGUGGAAAGAUAUGCCUCUGGCUCUGCAUCUGAAAAUACUAGACUGUACCAAUGUUGUCUCCGGAGGAAUUUAUCUGACCC